AUGAACCGGAUUGGACAACUGAACCAUCACCUCGAUCACUCCUCAAACCCAUCCAAUCACAAUAAGAAAAUGUCCUCUCCCAAAGGCGAUAUCGGUCUCAUCGGCUUGGCCGUGAUGGGCUGCAACUUGAUCAUGAACAUGAAUGACAAGGGUUUCACCGUCGUUGCAUACAACCGGACAGUCUCUAAAGUGGACGAGUUUCUUGAGAACCAAGCCAAGGGAUCGAACGUCAUCGGAGCUCAUUCGGUUGCAGAGCUUUGCGAAAAUCUGAAGACUCCUAGAAGAAUCAUCCUCCUCGUCAAGGCUGGUGAUGCAGUUGACGCAUUUAUUCAGCAACUUGAGCCCCACCUCGAGAAAGGUGAUAUCAUCAUCGAUGGCGGUAACUCUCAUUUUCCAGACACCAACCGAAGAUGCAAGGAGCUCGAGGCGAAAGGGCUGUUGUUUGUCGGCUCGGGUGUAUCCGGCGGAGAGGAAGGGGCAAGAUACGGUCCAUCACUCAUGCCUGGAGGCUCGGAUGCGGCUUGGCCUCACAUCAAGGAAAUCUUCCAAAAAACCGCGGCGCAAUCGGAGGGUGAACCCUGUUGUGAUUGGGUUGGCCAAGGGGGAUCAGGGCACUACGUUAAAAUGGUCCACAACGGUAUUGAAUACGGUGAUAUGCAGCUGAUUUGCGAGGCCUAUGAUAUCUUGAAGCGUGGACUCGGACUCAGUGAAGGCGAAAUCGGUGACAUCUUUGCCACCUGGAACAAGGGUGUUCUGGAUUCGUUCUUGAUGGAGAUCACCCGGGAUAUUCUCAAGUUCAAUGAUACGGAUGGCACUCCACUUGUCACAAAAAUCUUAGACAAAGCUGGUCAGAAAGGCACUGGAAAAUGGACCGCUAUCAACGCACUCGAUCUCGGGAUGCCUGUUACUUUGAUUGGGGAAGCGGUCUUUGCACGGUGCUUGUCAGGGAUCAAGGAAGAACGAGUCAAAGCUAGCAAACUACUCGGUGGCCCUCAGAUCGAAGCCUUCAAGGGUGACAAGAAACAGUUCAUCGACGAUCUCGAGCAAGCGAUGUACGCAAGCAAGUUGAUAUCCUAUGCGCAAGGCUUCAUGUUAAUGAGAGAAGCCGCCAAAGAAUACGGGUGGACUCUGAAUUACCCAUCGAUUGCACUCAUGUGGCGCGGUGGCUGUAUUAUCCGAUCCGUCUUCUUGGGUGAAAUCACCAAGGCCUUCCGAGCUGAGCCAGACCUUCAAAACCUAUUAUUCAAUGACUUCUUCAACCAAGCUAUCCACAAGUCCCAACCUGGAUGGCGCCGAAUCAUUGCUCAAACCUCAUUAUGGGGUAUCCCGACUCCUGCAUUCUCGACCGCUCUAGCGUUCUUUGAUGGAUACAGAACUGCCAACCUUCCGGCCAGUUUAUUACAAGCUCAAAGGGAUUACUUUGGGGCGCACACAUUCCGAAUCCUCCCCGAGCACGCUUCUGAGACCUACCCUGAAGGCCAAGACGUUCAUGUUAACUGGACUGGCCGCGGUGGAACGAUUGCCUCCACCACUUACGCCGCUUGA
Messenger RNA from Puccinia triticina, 1545 nucleotides. RefSeq lists its product as uncharacterized. Gene Ontology annotation, molecular function: phosphogluconate dehydrogenase (decarboxylating) activity; NADP binding. Lineage: Eukaryota; Fungi; Basidiomycota; Pucciniomycetes; Pucciniales; Pucciniaceae. Bases 1 to 1545 code for a protein of 514 amino acids. Gene Ontology annotation, cellular component: cytosol. The transcript is spliced from 10 exons. Gene Ontology annotation, biological process: pentose-phosphate shunt; pentose-phosphate shunt, oxidative branch. The record is from RefSeq and is a predicted model, not a curated record.